AUGUCCUACUUCGUUCGAGCCCAGUCGACUCCGGUUAAGAUCGCGAGGCCGCCGACCACUGAACCCGAAUCACCGAAACAGUCUGCAGGACAAACGCGAAAAGAUUCCGUUCAGAGACAAUGUAGAAAUAUAGUAAUCUAUGGACACUGUAAAUACCAGGACAAAGGCUGUAUCUACUACCACCCUCCGACAGAACCUGAACCGCCAGCCCAAGCCCCGCCCCCCAGUACUGGAGGCACACGCCCUGAAUCACCUGUUGUGACUGGCACUCUGUCAGCCCAGGCCGUCAAUGCUCCGGUGUUUGUGCCCAAAUCCGCCUCCGCCAUAGCUGCUGGGAUCGCUAGCGCUGCAUCAACCCCUGCAGCUACUACUGAUGGCUCAACCUACGAUGGCGCGUCCCAAUCUGAGAUGGGUUAUCAGGAGUAUGACCAGUCUGGCUAUGAGAACUACACUGAAGAUUCCCAAAUGGAAGGCGUCACCCAGAAAAUGGAGGAUCUCAGCACCCAGUACUAUGGCGAUUACAGCGACGCUGCUGCUGCUGCCGCAGCCGCGGCCUAUUAUGCGGCGGCCCCACCAGUCUUCCUUCGACAACCGCUCAACUACCACCUCUAUACGCCGACGGCCUAUCCUGAUUUCCAACCUUCUACCGUCAACACUCACUUCGUACCUCCUUCCGCCGAUUUGAGACAGACUCUUCAAGAACGGAGUGAGACCAUCCGAGGGAUCGCUCCUCCAGGCUUGAACCUCCCCGAGGAACUACAAGGCUAUCACACCUUGGUGCCGUUAGAACCCACAGGUCCCGGCACCGAGAGACGCAAGUUCGGGAACUGGUACUGCACAGUGUACCGGGCUAUCAAAGCUUCAGAUGGAUUGCCUUACGUCCUUCGAAGGAUCGAGAGCAAGUCCUUCUCUGAGCCUCAACGAUACGCCCCUUUACUUACAUCACUCGAUAGAUUAUCGCAUCCAGGGAUCGUCAGCCUCAAGGAAGCUUUCACGACCCGAUCAUUUGAUGAUAACUCUUUGGUCGUGGUCUAUGCGUACCACCCGAAUGCCAAGACGCUUUACGACACGUAUCUCAAGCAGAACAAACAAACAUCAAGUACUUCUACGACCACGGGAUCCACAGGUAGUCGCUUCGGGCGCUAUCAAAGUGGAACUACGCACUACACCCCACAGGCAAGCCCUGCCAUUGGUCAAGGGCCUGCCAUCCCUGAGCGAACAAUCUGGUCAUACAUCGUCCAGAUCGCCACUGCGAUCAAGCGGGUGCACGAGGCUGGCCAUGCCUUGCGAGGUCUCGACGCGAGCAAGGUCAUCAUCACUGGUCAGAACCGCAUUCGAAUUUCCGCCUGCGGCACAAUGGACGUCUUGAUGCACGACGUGCCGCAAGAUAUUCACCUGAUGCAGCAAGAAGAUUUAACGCAGUUUGGGAGGCUAAUCUUUGCUUUGUGCUGUGGAAGCACCAAUGCUUCGAGUGGACCCCAUUUCCAGAAGAGCGUGGAUCAUCUGCUACGAGUCUAUGGGCAAGAAAUUAAAAGUCUUGCUUUGUGGCUGAUCAGCAAGCAGACCAUGAAGAGUAUUGACCAGGUUUUGGAUAGCAUCAGGCAUCGUGUUCUUCUAGAACAAGAAGAGGCUUUACUCGCUGUCGACCGCCUUGAGGUUGAACUCCAGAGUGAACUGGAGAAUGCCCGCUUGGUUAGGUUGAUGACGAAGCUCGGGUUCAUCAAUGAGCGGCCAGAGUUUGCACGGGAGCCCCGAUGGUCAGAAACGGGUGACCGGUAUAUCAUCAAACUGUUCCGUGACUAUGUCUUCCAUCAAGUCGAUGAGCACGGCAAUCCUGUACUGGACAUGUCGCAUGUGUUGACAUGUCUGAACAAGUUGGACGCUGGGACGGACGAAAAGCUUAUGCUUGUUGCGCGGGAUGAACAGAGCUGUCUUGUGGUUAGCUAUAAGGAGGUCAAGAACUGCAUUGAGGGUGCUUUCGGGGAUCUCGCAAAGGCAGCAAUCGCAUCGCCAGCCGCGUACAAGCAUCGGUAACAGUCGUUUUCCCAUGAAUGCUCGUACUGUACAUUACCUGCCAGAAAAGCUUUAGAACUAGAAAAAGACUGGAAAAUAUAGGAAAUCAGGUUCUUCUU
Coprinopsis cinerea okayama7#130 is the source of this 2132-nucleotide messenger RNA. RefSeq lists its product as hypothetical. Lineage: Eukaryota; Fungi; Basidiomycota; Agaricomycetes; Agaricales; Psathyrellaceae. Gene Ontology annotation, cellular component: PAN complex; P-body. The transcript has 16 exons. Gene Ontology annotation, molecular function: ATP binding; protein kinase activity; metal ion binding. Gene Ontology annotation, biological process: protein phosphorylation; mRNA processing; nuclear-transcribed mRNA poly(A) tail shortening. Bases 1 to 2034 code for a protein of 677 amino acids. The record is from RefSeq and is a predicted model, not a curated record.